GUACCGGGAACACCUCAGUACGGAUGCACUCAUGAAUGAAGCAGGCCGAGAAGUUUCGGGUCAGAAACAUUUGGGAUUUGACUUGAUCCUGGACGGUGAUCGUUUAAUCUCUGUCUGAAGGCUUCAUCGAUUCAUGCCCGGAGCUGGAGCUCGUUUGGAGAAGUCUCCCAGCGGCUGUUUUAGGGAGUUUUGAAGCGGUGCUGGAAAAUGCCUGUGUUUCUAUGGAGUUUGUGUUGGUGUGUUCUGCCGUCUGUGCUGGCGGACGCGGACGACGCUUCGCUGCUCGGAGGAUGGCAGGACGUGUGGCUCUUCCGCUUGUUCCUCAAUGUUUUGGGCUACGCCACCAUCAUCAUCCCUGGAUAUUUUCUCAUCAGCUACUUCAAGCGAAAUAACUAUCUAGAAACAGGUCGAGGGCUUUGUUUUCCUCUCAUAAAGACGUGUGUGUUUGGGAGUGAAGCUAAGACUGCACUGCUGGAUGAUGCUUCAUCAGCGGUCAGAAACGAGUCUGAAUCCAGUUCAUCUGCUCAACAGGCCGUCAAACUCCUCUUCUGUGCUGUUGGACUCCAGGCGUCGUACCUGACGUGGGGUGUUCUUCAGGAGCGGGUGAUGACGCGCUCGUAUGGCGCCGGCGAGGCGGAGGGCAGCGGCGAGCGCUUCAGAGACUCUCAGUUUCUGGUGUUCAUGAACCGGAUCCUGGCGCUGACGGUGUCCGGUCUGUGGUGCGUCCUUCUCAAACAGCCCCGCCACGGUGCACCCAUGUACAAAUACUCCUUCGCUUCUCUCUCCAACAUCCUCAGCAGCUGGUGCCAGUAUGAAGCGCUCAAAUACAUCAGCUUUCCCACACAGGUUCUGGCCAAGGCCUCUAAGGUGAUCCCCGUGAUGCUGAUGGGUAAGAUCGUGUCACACAAGAGCUACGAGUACUGGGAGUACUUCACAGCCGUCCUGAUCUCGCUGGGCGUCAGCAUGUUCCUGCUCUCCAGCUCCACGGACAAACACCCGUCCACCGUCACCACCUUCUCCGGCGUGGUCAUCCUCGGAGGAUACAUCGUCUUCGACAGCUUCACCUCGAACUGGCAGGACAACCUGUUUAAGUACAAGAUGUCGUCGGUGCAGAUGAUGUUCGGCGUCAAUCUGUUCUCGUGUCUGUUGACAGUGGGCUCUCUGCUGGAACAGGGCGCCUUCUUCGACUCGCUGGGCUUCAUGACGCGUCACUCAGAGUUUGCGAUGCACGCCGUGCUGCUGUCGGUUUGCUCCGCCUGCGGGCAGCUCUUCAUCUUCUACACCAUCUCUCAGUUCGGCGCGGCCGCCUUCACCAUCAUCAUGACCCUGCGGCAGGCCAUCGCCAUCCUCCUGUCCUGCUUCCUCUACGGUCACGCCGUCACCCUGGUGGGCGGCUUCGGUGUGGGUGUGGUCUUCCUCGCCCUUUUCCUGCGCAUCUACGCCCGCAGCCGCGUGAAGAAGAGCAGCAAGCGUCCCACGCAGACACCCGUUCAGAAGGUUUAACCGAACACUCGUUCGGAUGUGUACAGAAGCCACAUUUUCGUGGUUCAUUCGUCUUUUUUUUGUUUGCUGUUGAACUGUGGGUUUGUGUUUCGGUACAGAAAGGGAAGGGAUUUCGCCUGCGUGUGUGUGUGCGUGUGUGUGUGCGUGUGUGUGUGCGUGUGUGUGUCCAUCGAGUGAACACAGACUUUGAUAUCUUUGUAAUUUGGUACUUAAUACAUUCAGUUUUUCUAUUUAAAGUUUGCUUUGAGAGGAAAAUGAACUGUUGUUGAGGAGUG
Carassius carassius (crucian carp) is the source of this 1778-nucleotide messenger RNA. It is a transcript of the gene slc35b2, whose product is annotated as solute carrier family 35 member B2. Gene Ontology annotation, molecular function: 3'-phosphoadenosine 5'-phosphosulfate transmembrane transporter activity. The record is from RefSeq and is a predicted model, not a curated record. Gene Ontology annotation, cellular component: endoplasmic reticulum membrane; Golgi membrane. Gene Ontology annotation, biological process: transmembrane transport. The coding region runs from base 208 to 1503 and encodes 431 amino acids. Lineage: Eukaryota; Metazoa; Chordata; Actinopteri; Cypriniformes; Cyprinidae. The transcript has 6 exons.